AUGAUGGCAGUUCCUGCGACCGAGUGUUGCGUGAACUGCUGCAGCGAAACGUGGAUCCUAGCCCUUACAGUGGCUGACAUCGUCUCCGACUUCCUCUACUUUGAGGAGCUGUAUACGGAGAACGAACUUUUCUUGCGCUCACACGACGCGUGCAUGUUUUUGUUCGACACGACAAAGGUGCCCGACGGAGUUGCUUUCGCUGUCCUAGGGUUCGCCAUUGUGGGACUGGUGGCCUUCCUAAGCGGACCUGUCUCCGACAUCGGCACCGCGGUUUCGAUCUCUGUUGAGGAUUUCCCGAUCAUCAUCAUCACCACGGCCAUCCAGGCGUACCUCGCCGGCGCGAACGUGCGCGAGUGGCACGCCGUCGCCAUCGUCAGCUAUGUGUUCUCCUUGUUCUCCAUGCAGCAGAAGAUCAUGAAGCUCGGCCUGGUGAAGAGCAUCCGCGACAUCCUUCACCCACGGGCGGAGGAGGAGCGGCAGGCGGAGAUAGGUCCAUGUUACUGGUGGGUGGUGUUCGUGCGCUCCCUCGCCGCGGUCGCCUUCACGGUGUUGUUGGCUUGGGCGCUCUCGGCUUUCAUAAUCUUUUUCGCCCCGGACCCGCCGGGGGAACGAUGACGUCAUGUUCGUGGUGGUUUGCUGGUGAGGGUCGCGGGGUGAGGAGGCACCACCAGUCCUCGCGUUGCUAGCUUGGCGUGUUUGGCGGCCCGCACACACCCUUGUCCCCUGACGAUCGACGGCUUGUGGCCGUUGCGCGGUGGGUUUUGUUUCCGUUGGAGGUGACAACGGGGUUAGAAGGCUCAACCGGUUGUCGCGUUGGCUCGGCGUGUUCGGUGGCCCGCCCGCCCAACCCCCGCGAGUUGUGGUCGUUGCCAGUGUAGCCAUGAGAUUCGAUCUGGGCCGUUUGUUUUGGGGGGUUUGGCCCACCUUGACCUUGGUUCCGGCAAGUAAAAUUUGCAUUCGCUACGAGUCCGUAGCUUAUGCUUUGCGUCACGCUGGGUUUGGUAGUGUUACAGCGCCGUUCCACGUCGUCAGUGCCGCUUACGAAGCGCUCAACGGUUACGAAUGGUCUCCCCGCCUUUUCUGGAAAAUCCAGUUAAGGAGUUGGUCAGCGGGGUUGGGCACGAGUCGCACCUUUCGCAUAACGAAUCUCUCACCCCUUACUGCGAGUGUUUCCCAGCAACUUGUUGAGAUUGCUCGAAUCUGUCGAGAGUUUUGCCCAUCACGUACGAAGUGCAAUUAGGCAGGCGCGUUCUUGUACCUUGAACAUAUUCGUUCCCGGUGUCUAUUAUUGAUAUUGUGUGUGUGUCUGGCUGCUGCCACUGCGCGCUUCACCGUCCAAGUGGAAUUGGUCGGAGUGAGGAGGUCUACGGAUAACGGUUAGAAUGGGUUUUAUUGAUUCGUGUUGGAUUUGACAAGGGGUGUUUCGAAGACCCCGAUUGGAAAAAACUUCCUGUUCCUCCUUUCCCAGAGUACAUUACUCGACACGCAUCAGGCUGUGUGCCCAUGGACGGACAUGGAUGACCCGGUAAGCCCAUGGUGGUCAUUUCUGUCGGCGUGUGUUUUACAAGUUACGUGGUGGUUGGGUGGGCUGUACAAUUCGCUCCAGCUUGCAUCUUCAACGCGGAUCUACCGCGUGAGUUCAUACAGCACAACGGAAUGCGGUGCUGGCGUGAAGCAAACCGAGGUAAGCCUGUCGACCAAACAGACCUGAUCUCGGAGUGUUGUUCUUGAGGUGUGGUGGUCUGGGUUGCAGACACAGGCUUGACGCCGGCACCCCCCCCGGGUCUACCACUGUAGAGAAAAUUGCUUGGGUUACCGUAGCCUUGUUUCCGUAGGAUAAUUCGGCUCGGAUAGCCCACUGGUCGUGUAAGUAGAAUGUCAUUCUCAGAAGCUGUCAUCUGUUUUUUGUCUGUCUUUACAAGUGCCACCUAUGUGCCGUAUCACAGGCUUCCAGCAAGCUACAUGCACCCUCUUAUUUUGUUUUUUUUCGUACAGAAGCAUCUUGUUUUUGGUUCGAGGAGGGAUGCGGGAAAAAUUAGCGGCGCUAUCGCGGCUGUGCACGCAUGGGUAUGGCCGUUCAACUUUGGCGUAAGCGAAUUGUUUUGCACUGCUGUGUAAAGUGAAAGUGAAAUGAUGGGGCGGUGGUAACUCUUUGUCCCACUUUGCUUCAAUGUUGAGCAUGACUUGGGAGGUAUAUUUUGUUUGUCACGUCUGUUUUCGUGGCACGUUUUUUCUGCGGCAGUUGCUGCGGAUGAAGCGUUGUUCUGUCGAACAGUGAUCGAUCAGGGCUUGUCCCGUUGUUCGUGCUGUGUCGGUGUUGAUGAGUAGGCAAGCGAAAAGUGUGCAUAAAAUACAAACCCGUUGUUUACCUAGUCCAAGAUAUGGACGGUGCGUGGGGUCAGGCGUGGAGCACUCGACAGUAAACGUUCGUACUGCUGCUUUCGUCUUC
This is a messenger RNA of Ectocarpus sp. CCAP 1310/34, 2449 nucleotides long. The record is from the annotation of a GenBank genome assembly. Lineage: Eukaryota; Phaeophyceae; Ectocarpales; Ectocarpaceae.